UUGAAGGAUAAGUUCCUGUUACAAAACUGAAUGUCACAAACUUCAUCACUUUUGGUAGCUGACAUCAUCCCACCGUCUCCCCCACCUCUUCCUCCUGUGUCAUCCUCUCCUCCCCCUCUACUUUCAAUUCCCCCAUCUCCUUCCCCACACUGCCAAGGUCACGCAUGCUCCCCAUUCCUCUUUCCUCCGCACCAAGCAUUUUGGGUACUCGUCCCGUCCUUUGCACCCUGGGGGCUCUGUGUUUCUCCCAUGGCAUACCCUGUCUGCAGUAAUCUUGCACCACAUCAGCUUCUCUGUAAACCAGAGAUCUAUCAUGGCAUGCUUCUUGUUGCUAAAGGCUGUGAAGCACACAGAAGUCCUUGUACCAGUCCAUGGAAAAAGUGUCAUGGAGGUCUGCAUAUGCUUCCUUUAUGCUAUGAUACUUCUCCCAGGUAUUGCUGCCAGUGUGCAUCAGGUGAAGUCAUUUCUCAAUCACACUGCAUACCUAUCCUGCUAUUUUACAAACUCUCAGAAGACUGACGUAAAGGAUUUCAUAGUUUUUUGGCAAAAAGGUAAUGAAGUGGUGCACGAAGUAUACUAUGGCCAAGAAAAACAUGACAACCUUAGCCCUAAAUAUAUAAAUCGCACCAAGAUGGAUAUGGACAAAUGGACCUUGCAAUUGCUAAAUGCAGGAAUUGUGGACGAGGGACAGUAUAAAUGUAUUAUACAGCGCAGAGAUAAAAAGUCGCCAAAGGUCAUAUACACAUCUGAGUGCUUACUGUACAUCAUUGCCAACUAUAGUCAACCUGAGAUAGUGCGGCUGCACACUGGGGAACUAAAGCCCAACAAAUACUUGAAUCUUUCCUGUUCUUCCAGCGGAGGUUAUCCAGAGCCCAAGCAGAUGACUUGGCUAAUUUCACGCGAAAACAGAACACUCAGGCUUAUGCGUCACAUGGAUGUCUCACAGGAUGCUGUAACAAAGCUAUACAGUGUUACCACCAAGCUGAAUAUCACAGUUCCUGCAAACACCUUCACUAAUAUUAGCUGCUUGCUUCACCUUGGAGAGCAACUGGGGAGCCUUGUCUCAGUGCCACUAGGCAUAGAGAUACCAGGGGAAGAAAUGGAGCAAGUGAAGAUAGAUUUCUUGGGCCCACUUACAGCUGUGAUUAUACUGAUCACACUUCCUCUGUUUUUUGUGAUAUUGAAGAAGAAAAGAAAUAGCUCACCUACCAACCAGAGGAUUUAUACACACUGAUGAGAUCACCCUGAGGCUUCUCUUCUCCAGGCUGCACAGUCCCAGCUCUCUCAGCCCUUCCUCAGAUGAGAGAUCCUCCAGUCCCUUAAUCCUCUUUGAGGUCCUUCACUGGAGCCUCUUCAGUAUGUUGAUGUCUCUCCUGUACCAGGGAAUCCAGAACUGGACACAGGACUCCAGGUGUGGCCUCCCCAGUGCUGAGAGGAACGAUCGCCUCCCUCAUCCUGCUGGCAAUGCUGAUGCAGCCCAGAUACUGUUGGCAGCCUUUACCACGAGGGCGCACUGCUGCCUCAUCUUCAACCUGUCCGCUAGGCCAUCUAUGUCCUUUUCUGCAAAGCUGCUUUCUAGAUGGCUUGCCCCAGCCUGUACUGGUGUAUGGGGUUACUCAUCCCAAGGUGCAGGACUAUGAAUUUCCCUUUGUUGAGGUUCCUCUCUGCACAUUUCUCCACCCUCUUGAGAUCCCUCUGGAUGGCAGCACAACCCUCUAGUGUGCCACUCUUCCCAGUUUUUUAUCAACUAUAAACUUGCUGAAGGUACACUCGCUCCCAUCACGCAGGUCAUUAGUGAAGAAGAAACUCAAUUUUACUGCAGAUUUCUUAAUGUCAGACAGUACUACUGCACCAAGCAACGCUUUCUUAUGGUUAACAGGUGAGGGGACAGUGAAGUAUUGCAUUUCCAGACUAUUCCACAGUCACUUCUGAGGGGAUUGUCAUUAACAAACCAUCUCACUGCAAACAUCCCUUAGUGGACAUUUUCCUCUUCAGGUGAAUUAUUUGCUACUGGAUGUUGCAUUUGUCCACAGAAAUAUGGUGAUUCUAUUAAAAAAAAAAAUAAAUCUAGUUCUUGUGUGUAUUACCUCUAAGUUUUGGGUUCAAAUUCUCAUUCUCUCUCCUUUCCAAAUUCAGAAAGAAAAAAAAGCAAAAAAUAAUUAAAAAAAAAUAAAUACUUAUAUACACUGGAAUGCUGGGCUAUGAUAAUUAAUAAUUAGUCUCUUUUUGCUUUCCCAUCUUCUGGACUGUGAGGGCCAUAAUGUUGGGGCAGGGAAGAGUCUAAGGAAGACAUGUUUUCUGAUCUCAGGAUGGGCUACCAGGAGGCUGUCAAGAGAAAAAAUACAGUUGGGCAGGAAAGCUGGUGAAAGAAGAGAAAGAGGGGGAUAAAUGGAUAAGGGCUGAGAAGGUGUAAGGAAAAGAGUGAGACAUCAGGCUGGCUUCCAACAGGAAGUGCACAUGGAUCAAGUGCAGAGCCUAUGCACAAGACCCUGCUUCCUAGACCCCAGGAAAGAAAAGGUUCUGGCAGCUGUCUGACCAUUGCCUUUUGGGGAAGGCUUCUCUCCAGCCAGCAGCAGUGCCAUUAGCAAGGAGAGCUUCUGCACAGAGGUCCUGAAAUCCAGAAUAUUCUCACAGUCCUUGACUUGCCAUACCUCUUUACAUACUUGUGAAUUUGAUGGCUGAUAGGCAAAAUCAAACUUUUCUGCACUUAGUGCAUGCUUAAUGUCAAGACCUACAUACCUUUUGUCCACUGCUUUUGUUAAUAUAGUUUUUAAAACAAAAACCCAUGAAAAUCAUAAAAGUUAUGCCUAGUGACCCAUCCCUAAUAAGCAGUGCUUAUGAUUUCAGAAGGACAUAGAACCAGGAAAUAAAUGAAAGAUGAGGUGACAAUAGCUCAAAUUGCAGUUACAUGCAUAUACACACAGCUAAAGAACCACAUAUAUUGCCAACCCUCUUCGGAAAUAUACAAGUGAAAUCAAAAGCACAGCUAGUUUGUUUUGGAAUAAUUUUCUAAAGGUUUCCUCAGCCUAGUUCUAUUGCUGUUAGUAAGAGAAAAUGCUCCAUUUUCAGAGUGUUCAAAACUGAGAACUUCACUACCACCUCAACUUUACAACCCUUUUUCAUCUUUGCCCUCCAUCUGUCCUAUAGAACCCACAAUCUGAGAGAGACUUUUCUCAGGGUUCUCAACCAUGAAAACAGCUUUCACUUGUCUUUCUGUUUGCCAGAACUACAGUCUGUUACGCAGCUGAGAGGAUUAAUGCACUCCUUGCAGGUAUGAAAAUUUGUCUAUGAUACAGAAGCGGAGAUCUCGCUUCUUUAGCUUGCACUGUUAAAUGCACUACUGUAUCCAGAACCAUGUCAUAUUUCAAAAAGACAUUAAAGUAUUAGAAAUAGAAAAGUGAUAAAAAGUGAUAAAAGGUGACUAAGGCUCUAGAAAGCAAGUUUACACUGUGAAGUUUAUGGAGUUCAACCUAGGGAGAUGAUGAAGAAAAUGGAGGAAGGACCUGAACAAUCUGUCUAGCAUUCCAACACUUUGAAUGACUUGUUAGAUACAGAAGAUGUGAAAGAUCCUUCCUACUAAGCGACUCUUGUAUUGGGGAGCCCAGAACUGGAUGCACUACUACAGAUGUGGCCUCACCAGUGCUGAACAGAGGGGAAGGAUCACAUCCCUUGACCGGCUGGCAACACUCCCUCCUAAUGCAGCCCAGAAUACCAUUCACCGUCUUUGCCACAAGCACAGGUUGCUGGCUCAUGUUGAGCUUGGUGUCCACCAGGACCCCCAGGUCUUUUUCUGCAAAGCUGAUUUCCAGCUUGUCCAGCAUAUGCUGCUGCAUGUAAAGGAAGCAAAGAAGUUGAGUUAAAAGAGAAAGAAUAAGCAGGUUUCUAGGAUGUAUCUGAAAGAGCCAGCAUAUAAUAAAGGUUUGUACUGCAGAAUAGAAAGGGACUGAUUAAAAAAAAAAAAGUUAGAGUGAGGAAAAUUAUUACACUUAGCAAGAGACUCCAGGUGGGAAGAAAAGCCAAGACAAAUGCAAGAAAAGGAAAGAAGAUGCUCCACAGCAUAUUCUCUCAUCACUAAAUAGCUUCUUGAAAGAAUUAUCAGUGGUCACAGCUUCCACUAUGCAAAUUGCCUAUGGCAACAGAGCAUGUUGUGAAUGAAGUAGAAAUCAAGCUUUUCCUACCAGAUCAGACAACCAGCAGAGGAGGACUCAAAACUCUGAGAUCUUUCUUCAGAGAUUUUAUUUCUGUGUCUGGGUUAUUGUACAAGAUCCACUCUCCAACUACAGUUUAGAGAGUGUAUCAAGGUUUGGUCAAAUUGGAUUGGCUGAAACUGGCAGAAUUGUGUUGAUGCAUAACAACAUAUCAUAUGGGCAGUCAUCUUUGUCCAGAAGUAUUGGAAAAGAUAAUUUAAAAUAAUUAAUCUCUCAAUAACAACUAAUUCCUUCCUCUGCUCUAGUUCAGCUACAGUUAGAGCUGAUUGUUAUACUUAAAAGGUAUUGCUUAACAUCUUUGAAAUCAUGGGGAAGCAGGACAGAAGUGACCAGGAAUGAAAACUAGAUUGCAGACCUAAGCCUUUAUAGAAAUUCAAUUAGACUAUAAGCACUAGGAAGGGGGUUUUUUUGACUGGGUCAGUGAUUAAGUCCUUCUAUAUUAUGUAUGCACCCAGGGCAGAAAACAUAUAAAAACAACUGCAGUACAGGAACAGAGUAGGUUUUAUCAAGUAAAACCUACAAAAAUGCUCUAUCAGCAUAAAAUACCAAUAUAUUAAAAGCCAGCUUCCCCUAAAGUAAUGCAAAGCAGCUGCAUGAUCCCAGAAACCGGAGUUUGGAACCACAGCACAUAAUCUUUUCACGUAAGUUUUUACUACUUCUUAGCUUUCUCCCAUUGGCAAAAAGUGACCAAACUGAAUUCAAGGCUAUUGCAUCCUAGACAUUCAUCUGCAGGGGAAUUUUGGGAGGCUGACUGUAACUAGCCUCUCUAAAACCCAACACAAACACUCGCAGUGACAGUACACCACUGAGGGAAAAUGUAGUCUUAUAACGAGAGUCCUCAGUCAGGACACUGGGCUUGGCUCUUUGUUCUCUUUUCCGCUCCUUUGUUUUCCUGGAACACUUGACCAGCAGCAUCAACAGGCUCCCAAGCACACCGGGCGGUCUCCUCCUGCCCGACAAGCCUCCCUGAGACGGGGAGCACCUCCAGGAGGCAGCCCAAGCCACAGUCUUUGCUCAGGGGAAGGCCGCCAGUGCUCCCUGGUUGUGCUGACACCCUAGUACCCUCUUGAUUCCACAUCCAUUUUUUUCUUUUAAAAAAAAAAGUGAGGGGCAGCCCCCACCAUGCCCUGCCAGGGCAGAGCUCCAAUGGCCCCAACAGACACAUCUGGAGAUGCUGCUGUCAGAGGGUGUUUGUAGGGAGGUGGGGGUGUCACAGCAUCGCAGGCUGGGAGUGACAUCAGGAGGUCUCCAGUGCCACCCUGAAAGCUGCAAACAGCUCUGGUCAGCUCUGAGGUCAGACUGAGGGCUUUGUCCAGGCAGGUAUUGAAAACCACCAAGUAUGGAAAAUGCGCAACCUCGCAGUGGGGACUUGGCCUGCUGCUUCACUGUCCUCACAGAGUAAAAGCUUUUCCUUACACCCAACCUGAACCACUAUUCUUUCAGUUUCUGGCUGUCAUCUCUCACUAUGCACCACUGUGACCAGCCUGGCUCCAUCUUUUUAAUAGCUUCUUUGUAGGUGUCGGAAAGACGCAAUUUGGUACCUCUUCUGCAAGCCAAACAAAGCAAGCCCCUCCAGCCUCUCCUCACAGUGCAAGUGUUCCAGAACCAUCGUUACCCAGGCCAUCUCCCACCGAACUUGUUCCAAUUUAUCCACAUCUUUCUUGCACUAGGGAGCCCAGAGCUGGACAUGCUAUUAUAGAUAUUUUUUCUACGAGUGCUGAUUAAAAAGGGGUAGUGUUACUCCCCUCACUUGAUCCACUGGCAAUGCUGCUGUCAGUACUGCCCUGGAUACCAUUUACCUUGUUUGCUGCCAACACACUCUUCUAUUGUGAGUUACAUGGAUAGAAAUCAUCUCACCAACACCUUCUUCCAUAUUGAUGGGAUUCUUUUCAUCUUUUCCCCAGUGGCAGCUAACGAUUUUGGAGAUGAGGUGUUGAGAAUCUAUGCAUUCACUCAACCUGUCUUUAAUGUUGUGUUGUAGUCUUCUUGCCAUUUCUCCUCUUCUCUGGCCUGGCUCAUGACCAGCUCCACAAGUCUAGCCCACUUUCAAUAAAUUCUUUGCAAUUUGUUCUACUGACAUCUUGCAACUUUUUCAUGUGAAACUACAAGGUACUCAGAAGAUACAGAGAAAAGGAGAUUUUUUUUUUUUAUGUGAAGAGCCAGUCCAGGAAAAAAAACAGAAGUAAUGGGACAACAAGACUGAGGUUUAGAAAAGAGGGGAAAUGAUUUAUAAGGUGUGUUUGAAAGUGAAAAGAUAUUCAGACAACUAAAUGCAACAGGGAGAAUAGAACUCAUACUGACAGUUGAGAAACUGGAUGAUAACACAUCAGAGAGAGGGACAGAGACUCUCUUCCUUUUUCAUGAAACUUAUAAACCCUUGCAGGUGCAAAUUUCAGUUGGUAGAAAGCAGCUUUCCCCUCAGGAAAAAUAUUAAUAAUUUUGAGUAUACACUUACUCGUAAAGGGGAAAUUAUGAAAAAAAGUAUUUGUAAAAACUGGAAAAAUGUCUAGUCUAGGCAUUUAAAUUCAACAGUGUCAGUACUGUACAAUCCAAACAAAAUAAGGAUCAGAAUGAGAACAUAUAAAAUAUCAAAGUAAU
Columba livia (rock pigeon) is the source of this 6806-nucleotide messenger RNA. RefSeq names its product CD86 molecule (gene CD86). The transcript has 6 exons. Lineage: Eukaryota; Metazoa; Chordata; Aves; Columbiformes; Columbidae. Gene Ontology annotation, biological process: T cell costimulation; negative regulation of T cell proliferation; immune response. The coding region runs from base 314 to 1234 and encodes 306 amino acids. Gene Ontology annotation, cellular component: external side of plasma membrane. The record is from RefSeq and is a predicted model, not a curated record.